This is a messenger RNA of Insectozyma verbasci, 1977 nucleotides long. Lineage: Eukaryota; Fungi; Ascomycota; Pichiomycetes; Serinales; Debaryomycetaceae. The record is from the annotation of a GenBank genome assembly.
AUGGCUGUAUCUUCAGCUAAACAACAACCACGAGUUCAAAAAUCAAUAUUCUCUUUCUUUGGAUCUUCAAGAAAUAUACGUAAAUCAAAUGAAAGCGAAAAAAAAACUCAUGAUUUAACAACAACAAAAGCAACCAGACAAAAUUCAAUAAUACCCAAGGGGUCAAAUGAAUAUGAUCAAGGUUUUGAUGAUUCUCAUGAUACAUCAAUGGAUACAAGUUAUGAAUUUAGUAAUAAUAAUUUAAAAAGUACCACUCCCUCAUUUCAAUCAGAUAGAAAUAUAAUAUUAAAAGAAUCCACAAAUUAUCAUGAAUCAAGUAAUUCUCAUGAUUCAACAAGUAUUCAUAAUAAACGAUUUAAAAAUCCUUCUUUGAAAAGAUCCAAUUCCAGUGUUUUAGAUAGUAUGAAUCUUGGCCAAGCUAAAAGAAUCAAAAGUGAAUCAUCAACAGUUAUUAAAGUUGCAAAAUCAAAUAUAAACGAAAUACAAUUAAAUAAAGAGCAAUUAGCAGUCGUAAAAGCAGUUGUUGAAGAUGGCUUAAAUGUAUUUUAUAGUGGAUCAGCUGGUACUGGUAAAUCUAUUGUUUUAAAAGAAAUUGUUAAAAGAUUAAGUAAAAAAUAUGGUGCUCAUAAAAUUGGUGUUACUGCUCCAACUGGUAUGGCUGCUUGUAAUAUCGAAGGUCAAACUAUUUAUAAAUUUUUACAUAUUGGUGCUGCUAAAUUAAAAGCUGAUCAAUUGGUUAAAAAUAUCAAUAAAAAUGAAUUUGUUAAAAACAAAUGGUUAAAAUUAAAAGUUUUAAUUGUUGAUGAAGUUUCCAUGUUGGAUGGUGAUUUAUUUGAAAAAAUUAAUCAAGUUGGAAAGGCAGUUAGAGGUAGUUCAAAACCUUUUGGUGGUAUACAAAUUGUAUUAUCUGGUGAUUUUUAUCAAUUACCUCCAGUUAAUAAAGACGUUAGACAUAAGAAUUUUUGCUUUUUAAAAUCAACUUGGAAUGAAACUGUACAAAAAUCAAUAGUUUUAACAGAAAUUUUUAGACAAAAGGGAGAUUCUGAUUUUAUUGAUAUGUUAAAUGCUUUAAGAAAUGGAAAUUUAACUCAAAAUAUUGUAACUAAAUUUAUGGCUUUAAGACGUACUGUUAAUUAUGAUGAUGGAAUUGUUGCAACUGAAUUAUAUUCUACUAAAUUGGAAGUUUCAAGAGCAAAUAACAUACGAUUGGAUCAGUUGGAAUCUAAACAAGCAUAUACAUAUAAAGCAAAAGAUAGUCACUUAGGUGAACAAUAUAGAAAUCAAUAUAAUUCAUUAAUGUGUGAAGAAGUAUUGGUAUUAAAAGAAGGAGCUCAAGUUAUGAUGUUGAAAAAUAUAGAUGAAAGAUUAGUAAAUGGAUCUCAAGGUCAUGUAUUAUUUUUCACUACUCAAUCAUUCUAUCAUAAAAUAAUGGACAAGUUUUCAUUUAUAGAUCCGGAAGAUAAAGAUAUGAUAAAUGAAUUAAGAUUAGUUUCAUCUAGAAUUGGUAAAACUGAUCCAUAUACUGAUCAAGAAUGUGCCAUUUUCAAAAAAUGCCCACCAAGUAGAUUACCAUAUUUAGAAGAAUUAUGUCAAUAUGCAGCAAUGGAUUCUUCAUCAACUGAAGUAUUACCUGUUGUCAAUUUUAAAGCAAAUGGUGAUAAUAUAGUACAUUUAGUAACAAGAGAAGAUUUCAUAGCUGAUAAUAAACCAGGAUCAUUAUCGUCAUCUAAAUCUCAAGUUUCAAGAAUACAAAUUCCUUUAUUGUUAUCAUGGGCCAUGUCAAUUCAUAAAUCGCAAGGUCAAACUUUAGAUAGAGUUAAAAUUGAUUUAAACAAAUCUUUUGAAGAAGGUCAAGCGUAUGUUGCAAUAUCAAGAGCAAGAUCUAAAGAUAGAUUAGAAUUAAAAGGUUUUAAUCCAAAUAAAGUUUUAACAUCACCAAUUGUUAUUGAUUUUUAUAGAAAAAUUCAAGCAAAUUGA